AAAGCAUACCGGAACAAGCAAUUUUGGUAAACAAAAAAAUGGUUAUUUCACAAUAACAUAUGUAAGAUUUCUUUAAAAGGCUUAAAAUGAAUACUGAUUUCAAAAGAAAUAACCAGUUGUUGAUAACGAAGUCAAAAGUUGGAAAUGGCAGCAAGUGGAGCCCAGGAACUGCCCUUGGAGGGCGGAAAUAUUUGUUCACAACAAGAUCCCGGUACAGCUAUGUCGACCCGUGCCAGAUUUAUGGAACUCCCUGAUGAUGUCUUAUAUGCUGUCUUACAGAAAUGUGACAUAAAAACGCUUUGCAGGUUGUGUCAAGUUUGCUGUAAAUUGAACAUACUGAUUCAAUCAGAUUCAGUUUGGCUUCCCUAUAGAAAUUUAUCCACUGUGAUUGGAUCAUCCGCUGUGCCAGCAAGCACAUAUUCCUUACACAACAGACCGAUAAACAGUCCAUGUGUAAAAGAGCAGUUAAGGCUCUCCCAUAAUUGGGUUGAGAAGAAAUACCAUGAAAAGGUUUUAUGCAGGCUUAAUCCGAGGCAGUUGCCAUGGAUGCAGUACACAGGAGGCACUAUUUGGUUCUCAGUCAGUAACACGAUACGAUGCUAUAGGAUUCAGAGUGAUGGCAGAAUACGAGAAGAUAAGAAGCAGCACCUGACAUUGCAAGACCCGAAACAGCAUGGGAGACAGCAGCGUAGAAGAAGGGCAAAUUUUUCAGCAGAGAAUAACAAGCACCCAAACUUAAUAAACAAAGAUGUUAGCAGAUUUGUUGUGAAAGAUAAUGUUACUAUUAGUGGUUGCAGAGAUGGCAGCUUAUAUGUAUUUGACUGUGAUAGUGGCAGAUGUUUGGAAUCAAUUCAGAUAUCUGUUACAAGGGAUAGAACUGUGAAGAUUUUAGCAAUGUCACAUGAUGAUUCUGACAACAAUCCUGUAAGAGCUACAAUAGACAUGAAGGAUCGUAUCUGGUCAGUUGCCAUGGCAACAAAUGGACAGAGUUUUACUGUAGGUACGUCUGGAUGUAAAGGGAGUCCUUCAUUGUCAGUCUGGGAUGCAGAAAGGGCAGAACGUAUAUUUUCUCUUGGGAGUUACCGUUAUGGAGCUGGAGUGUUAGACAUGAAAUAUGAAGAUAACAAUACUCUAUUGACAUGUGGCUAUGAUGCAACUUUAAGGAUGUGGGAUAUGCGGUCUGGACGCUGUGUUGAAGAAUGGCAAGAACCCUAUGAUACUACACUAUAUUGCGUGCAAACCGAUAGAAAUGUUACCAUGGUAACUGGAACUGCUAGAUACGGUAUGAUAAGAUUGUGGGACAAACGAAAAUCAGAGCCAGUUCAGGAGUAUUUCCUCUCACAGAAGAGUCCAGUUUAUUCUGUGGCAUUUGAUUGUUCACGGAUGUAUGCUGCACUGGACAUGAGCAUCAACACUCUUGACUUCUCUGUCCUGCCGACAUGAUGUAUAAAUACUCUACUUGUUGGCAGAAUGCCUACAAGAAGUUUUUAAAUUGGGUUGUUAUCAUUCUUCCUUGUCAUUAUUUUUUGUUAAAAGGGUUAUGUUUUGUUUGAUAGAUCUGUGAUAUUGAAAUUGCCUAAUGUUUGUAUUAUGAAACGGGUAUAUGUGACCUUGGCUAGAAUUGGACCCCAAAUUGUUGAAAAGAAAAAUCCAAGAGGAGGCCAAAAAUGGUUACAGUAAUGUUUAUAAAUGUUUAGUUCAGUUGUCAGUAAAAAAAGAUUUUCUCUGUUUUCCCUUACCGGUAUUUGAGCCGAAAUAGCAUCUCAGAUAAAACACUGGUAUGGUGUUUUCAGCUUAAUAUUGUUGGAAAUAGGAGACAUAAUGUAAAAAAUACCUUAUUUUUGACCUGUCCAGCAAAACUUUCCAACAUUUGCAUGUUGGGAAAUGCAAAUUAUUUCAUAAUAAUAAAUCUUUAAAGGAUGGCUUGAACAUUAGUCACCUGAGCACAGAGUGCUCGGGGCGAGCUAUUGUGAUCGCUCACCGUCCAGCGUCCGUCCGAAGGUCCAUCCACACUUUCAUUUAAACAACAUCUCCUCUGAAACCAUUUAGUGGAAAUAGAUGAAACUUGGCCUUGAUGUUUUUUUGGUGUUCCCCUUCAAAAGUUGUUCAAAGAACUGAUUUCCACACAGAACUCGGUAGCCAUGGCAACCGAAAGGAAACACUUAAAAAAUCUUCUUGUCCAAAACCGCAUGGCGUAGAGCCUUGAUAUUUGGCACGUGACAUCAUCGAAUGGUCCUCUGUAAAUGUUGUCAAAAUUAUGCCACUGAGAUGAAAAGUCCGUGCCCCGGGGGCCCAAUUUUACAUAGACUUAU
Messenger RNA from Mercenaria mercenaria, 2312 nucleotides. RefSeq names its product F-box/WD repeat-containing protein 4-like. The record is from RefSeq and is a predicted model, not a curated record. Gene Ontology annotation, molecular function: protein binding. Bases 145 to 1443 code for a protein of 432 amino acids. Lineage: Eukaryota; Metazoa; Mollusca; Bivalvia; Venerida; Veneridae. The transcript is spliced from 10 exons. Gene Ontology annotation, biological process: SCF-dependent proteasomal ubiquitin-dependent protein catabolic process. Gene Ontology annotation, cellular component: SCF ubiquitin ligase complex.